GACUGUUGGGAUGUCUUGCCGCGGGAGUUUAAGCGGCUUUUGCUAGUCGAUGCUCUGCUGGUGUGGCCAAGCCCAGCCACAAGGAAGCCACACUGCACCGACCAGAAUGAGCUCCAGUGGCGAGAGUCAGAUGCCACGAUCCGGGAUGUCGCAGACAUCGAUGUGGCCUUGGCGGUAUCUGCAAUCCGGUGGACGGAUGUCAUGGAGGAUCUUCUCAUAGAUGCUCCUGGAGCUGCGUCUCUGUUUUCCGAUCUUUGCAGUCGUACGCGCCAGGGACAGCAGGUCCCGGGUGUGGAAACCCUGGCAGACAUGCAUCCCAAGAUUGCCGAGCUCAUGCGUGAUGGCAGCCAAGCGCUUCUCUCCAUGGCACCGCUGCGGACGGCCUACGCAAAGUUCACCUGCGCGCUGUGCGGGCUUUGCAGCUCACGCAUCGCAGUCGAGCUGCCCCCCAGCGAGUAUGGCCUCCAUGCGGCUUGCAUGGAGACUUGCGAGGGGCGCCGGCAACGCAUCGCGAAGGUGCUGGGAGCAGUGAAGCGGUCAGAGGAAGCUGGGGAUCUGGCAGGCUUGGAUCUCGCCUGUGCCCAGGCUAUCGCCUUGGAUCCUACGCUUCCCGAGCCGUUCUUAGCUCGAGGGGGAUGCCUCCUACGCCUUGGACGCCGGAGAGAAGCACAGGAGUGCCUCAAGGUCUAUCUCGUUUGGUCAUCGCAGCGCGGCUUCCUUGCCGAGAAUCACUCGAGGGCCUAUUGGAGGCUUGCAGAAUGCUUCCUUACGGAGCUGGAGCAGCGGAACGCGAAGCAAGGGGCUCUCCUGGAAGAUCGAACUUUCCAUGCGCUCGUGGACAGCACCGAGGUUGCUUUGGACUUAGCCUUCCGCUACGAUAACGACAGGACCGGGCUUUCCUGUUCGGCGGCCGCGAAGCACCUCCUCCAACGCCUGGAGGUCACUCGGAGUGCACGGAGAAGUGCUGCCGA
Symbiodinium sp. CCMP2456 is the source of this 971-nucleotide messenger RNA. NCBI's taxonomy places the organism in Eukaryota, Dinophyceae, Suessiales, Symbiodiniaceae. The record is from the annotation of a GenBank genome assembly.